AUGGCCAAAGAUUCGAUUAUUAUAAACAACAAUAAUUUUAAUAAAAUUAAAUCAGAAAUACCAUAUGAAAAAUUCUCACAAAUUAUAAAAGAAAUAGAAAAAUCAUAUGAAGAAAUAGUAGAAAUAUAUAAAAAAGCUGAACAUAAUAGAAGAAUAUGUGGUAUAAUGUUAGAAAGGGAUGAUUUUGAUUCUACUAUUCAAAUUUUAAAUUUUCCUUUAAAAGUCAAUUAUAAUUUAAAUUCUGAUGAUGAUGAGAAAAGGAUUAAAGCUGAUAUUAAUGAUCUAAAUGAGUAUCUUCAAUAUAUUGAAGGUGAUUUAACCGAUUCGGAUAAAAAUGUUUCCGAUAUAGUUAUACAUUUGAACGCACUUAAUAAUACUAUUAAUAGUAAAUUAUACGAUCAUGAUGAAUUUGAUGAAUUUCUUCCAUAUAAUGAUUUUGAAAUAUUGAAUAAUGAUUUUUCAAGUACGAGAAAAUGUAAAAGAAUAAAAAAUGGGGAUAAUGAUUUUGUGGCAUUUAAAUUAGUAAAUAACAAAAAUGACAUUAUUAAACAAGUUAAAAUUUUAAGUAAAUUAGAGAAAUGUCAUAAUAUAAUUAAAUUUUAUGGAUUAAUUAUUGAAGAUAAUAAUGUUGAUAAAUGGUAUUUAGUAAAUGAAUGGGCGGAAUAUGGUAAUUUACGUAAUUAUUAUUUAGAAUAUGGUCCACUUGACGUUAAUGUGAAAUUAAAAUUUGCUGUUGAUAUUGCCAGAGGAUUGAAUUUUUUAAAAUCUAUUGGGAUGAUUAAUUGUAUAUCUAUAUAUGCGGAGAAUAUUUUAAUUACGGAUCGUGAAACAGCAAAGAUUGGAGGAAAUUUUAAUUCAAUUGAUUAUUCAAAUAUGAAUUUAGAAAGGAAUUCCAAGUUAGAAAAUUUAACUCAAUAUCUUGCUCCAGAAUUAUUAAAUUCAAAUUCACAAAGAUAUGAAACAAAGAGCAUAAUUUAUAGUUUUGGUAAACUUCUUUGGGAAAUUGCUGAAGAAAAAUAUCCUCAAAAAAGAUAUGAAACAUUUUCUACAAAUUCUUUUUUACCAAAAGAAUAUAAAGAAAUUUCACAAAAAGCUACCAAUGAUGACCCUUAUUUAAGACCUACGUUGGCAAAAAUUUUUAUAACGUUACAUCGUCUUUAUAAGAAUGAUGAUAAAAAAUUAUCAUCAUCUACUUAUGUAUUAAAGAAUGAAGUAAAAGAAAAAGGAAAACUAGCGUUAAAAAAUGUUUCAAAAUUAAGCAAUGACGAACCAAUCAUGUUUAGGCAGUAA
This is a messenger RNA of Rhizophagus irregularis DAOM 181602=DAOM 197198, 1290 nucleotides long. RefSeq lists its product as uncharacterized. Gene Ontology annotation, molecular function: ATP binding; protein tyrosine kinase activity; protein binding. The record is from RefSeq and is a predicted model, not a curated record. NCBI's taxonomy places the organism in Eukaryota, Fungi, Glomeromycota, Glomeromycetes, Glomerales, Glomeraceae. Gene Ontology annotation, biological process: protein phosphorylation.